AUGUUCUUGGACAUUGGCGGCAACAAAGUCUUCACGCUCAGCUUCGGAAGCGGCCCCCGAACGAUCCUGGCUCAUAGCGGUUGGGUCGGAAACUUCGAGGACUGGAUCGGCGCGCUCGCUCCUUUGAGCGAGACCUGGCGGACGGUCGUCUACGAUCAUCGCGGCACCGGCGAGACGACAGCUCCUGUUGAGGGCAUUACGCACGAGGCCCUCGUUGACGAUGUCUUUGCCGUGAUGGACGCCCUCUCGAUUGAGAAAUGCGUGCUCGCUGGCUUCUCGCGCGGAGUGAUGACGGUCAUGCGGGCCGUCCUUCGCCAUCCCGAAAGGUUCGAGGGAUUGAUCCUUUUGAACGGGACGGGCGAGGUGCAGCUUCCUGGCGCUACGCCGGCUCCGAGAACGCCCCCUUCAAAGUGGCCGGGGGAGACCCAUCGAGAUCGACUCAGGUGGUUCAUCGAACGCAGCACGCCGGAGCCGGAUGUCGAGCACGUGCGGCGGUGGGGAGUGAAUAUCCUUUCUCGCGCUGCACCGGAGGCGGCGGAGAGGAUCAUGACAAUGCAGUGGGAGACCUCAGUAGAUUGGGCCAGCGAGCUGCCGCGCCUACGUCUGCCCACCUUGUUGUUGCACGGGGAAAAGGACUUCGGCGUUAACGUCGAGACGAUGCGCUACAUCGCUUCGCUGAUCCCUGAAAGCAAGCUCGUCGUGUUGGAAGGCUCCGGCCACAUCCCGGCAAUGACGAGGCCACUCGACGUGGCUGCUGCCAUCAACGACUUCUUCGAGGCGCCCCGGUAG
Messenger RNA from Ostertagia ostertagi, 789 nucleotides. The record is from the annotation of a GenBank genome assembly. NCBI's taxonomy places the organism in Eukaryota, Metazoa, Nematoda, Chromadorea, Rhabditida, Trichostrongylidae.